Zootoca vivipara (common lizard) is the source of this 1182-nucleotide messenger RNA. NCBI's taxonomy places the organism in Eukaryota, Metazoa, Chordata, Lepidosauria, Squamata, Lacertidae. The record is from RefSeq and is a predicted model, not a curated record.
AUGGGGUCUGCCCAAGAUGGAUGCCAAUCUCUCACUUCCAGCCUCUUUGCUUCUUUCCACUUCAGCACCCUGAUAGGCCUCAGCUGCCUCUUCUUUACAUUCCCGUGCAGCUGGCUGGCCCUCCAUGUGUCCUGGGCCUUCCCCGUCAUCUGCGGCCUCCUCUUCAUCCCAACCAUUAUCUACUUCCUCCUCACCAGUUUCACAGACACAGGAAUCCUCCACAAAGGCAUUGAAGAAGAGCUGGUGAACCAGGCCUUCACGAUGAAAGACCUCAACCAGCACUGGUGCAACAAAUGCCAGCUCUACUGCCUGCAGCACACCUUCCACUGCUCCUGGUGCAACACCUGUGUGGAGGAAUUCGACCACCACUGCAUGUGGGUCAACAACUGCAUCGGCUGCCACAACCUCCGCUUCUUCAUCUUCUUUGUGGUCUUCCUGAGCGGCUACGACCUUGCGGUGCUGGCUUCCUGCCUGGUCUACCUGGCAUUCAACUCCCAGCAGGCUUUCAGCGUGGAGAAAAUCUGCACAGUGCUGGUGACCAUCCCCACAGCAUUCUACCUGGUGCCUCUGCUCCUCCUAGUUUGCACCCAGAUCAGCUACAUCUUAACUGCUCAUCACAGCUGCAAAUUCCAGCAAGCAGGGAGACUGCCUGGAAGAGCUCUCAAGUCAGAAAAUAGUCCCUCCCGCCAUACAACCCAGUUUCAUCUCUGCACCGCCCUCCUUUCCUGCUCUUCUUGCAGGUACAGAGUGAGGUCCUCCACAGCGAUGGCCCUGGGGGCCGCCGAGGCCGCCGAGCUCUGCCACGUCCCCUGGGUCUCCACCACUGGUUCGGCCGUCCCCGGCUCCUGCCCUCACAGCUGCUCCCAAGACCUGUCCCGCCAGCAGAAGGUGCUCAAGGCUUGGCGCCACUUCCUGUCCGCCGUUGGGAGCCUUCUGCACCGAGAGGGUCCCAGGCUGGGAGGAGCGUCGGUGGAAAAGCCAGAGAAGCAGCUUGGCAAGAAGAAAUCCAGCUGGCAAAUGAACAGCCAAGAGAGGAUGGUGGAAAUCCCAAUUCCCGACAUGCUGGAUUCUGUGGAGCUUCUGGAUCCGGACCCAGACCUGCACUGGAAAUGCCAGAUCCACGGGAGCCGGCGACCUGCUUCCUCUCCCACGGCCACCCUCCUCUCCGUGUCCGAUAUCUGA